CGUGACUGCCCCACGAUCUUUUCGUAGCAGGCUGGCCGUUGCGGGCAACAGCAACCGCACUUCGGACCACAUCCACUCUUCCCGACUCAGGCCGGCUGGCACUCCAUUAUUUCCCUUGAUGCUGCCGCCUCAAGCAUUGCUGUUCCAAUAUUGUUCGCCAUCAGUUGCCGGCGUCAACACGUGUCGCGGCCUGCAGCUAUCACGCGUUGCUCUCGCCGGCCGCGCAUCUUCGAGUUGCUCUGCAAUACCACCCACCGAGAAACCCUGAGAUCUCAUGGACUCGGCCUUUCCCGAGGUCUCGUCUUGUUCACUUUACUGUGCCGCGGUUCGGCGCGACUAAGCCGUUGUAGCGCGCCUCAACGGUCCUCGCUGAGUCGCUUCCGAGUGUCUCCACGAUGGGAAUUUCAGGCCUCCUUCCGCUGCUCAAGUCCAUUCAUCGUCCUACGGAGCUUAAAAAGUAUGCCGGGGAGACUUUUGGCGUCGAUGGCUAUGGCUGGCUCCAUCGAGGUGCCGUAGCCUGCGCCAUUGAGCUGGCCCAGGGCAAGCCAACCCGCAAAUAUGUGGAUUUCGCCAUGCACCGCGUUCGGAUGUUCAAGUACUUCGGUGUAACUCCGUAUCUCGUAUUCGACGGCGACAUGCUUCCCAGCAAGGCCAAGACAGAAGCAUCUAGGGCCAAACGCCGAGAAGAGAGCAAGAGGAUCGGGCUAGAGCUCCUCAGGGCAGGCAAGCCUUCGCAGGCUUACGCUGAACUCCAAAAGGCGAUCGACGUCACCCCGGAAAUGGCCCGCCAUCUGAUUGAGGAGCUCAAAAAGGAAGAGGUCCCCUAUGUGGUCGCCCCGUACGAAGCAGACGCCCAGUUGGUUUACCUUGAACGUCAGGGUUUGAUCAGCGGGAUCGUGUCGGAGGAUUCGGACCUGCUGGUGUUCGGCGCAAAGCGUCUGUUGACCAAAUUGGACCAGCAUGGCCAGUGUGUGGAGAUCAACCGGCGAGACUUCUGCGCCGUUCGAGAGAUCUCUCUUACCGGCUGGACAGACAGCGAAUUUCGGCACAUGGCCAUUUUGAGCGGCUGCGACUAUCUAGAGGGCCUUAACAACAUCGGCCUGAAGACGGCAUACCGCCUGAUUCGGAAGCACAAGACCCCCGAGAGGGUCGUUAGGAUGCUGCGCUUUGAGGGGAAGCACCAGGUGCCUGAGAACUACCUCGAGGAUUUCCAACAAGCCGAGCUCACCUUUCUUUACCAACGCGUGUUCUGUCCGAGAAAGCAGGACAUCGUUUUGUUAACGGAGCCGGGACCCUCCGUCAACGUUGACGAAAUGCCGUUCAUUGGAGCGCCGAUCGAGACUGAGAUGGCCAGGUCCAUUGCCGUAGGCGACGUGAACCCCAUCACCCGGCAGCGCAUCCCGGUGCCUCGUUCCCCAGGCAAGAGGAGGAUCAGCCAAGCUCUCGCACCAGCGAGCGGGCCCCCGAGGAGUCUCGGGAAACCCAUCGACGAGUACUUCAAGGACAAAGGUUCGCGCCGCAUCCCUCUGGGAGAAAUGGAUCCGAACUGCUUCGCCAUCGAUCCGGACCACAACAGCAACGCAACCGCGGCCGAUGCGCCUCGCCCCAUUGUGUUUCCGCUCCCGAGGCCAUAUCUGGACAGCGCAGAGGAACCCGCAAGCCCAGCUCGGCCGUACACCAACAAUCCUCGCCUGCUCCGGCGGCGGAGCGAGCCAAUCUCGAAGCUGCUUGGCUUGGAUCCAUUUGGGUCCUCGGAACAUCGUCGGCGGACAACGGGACCCGUAAUUCAAGUGUAUCAGGACCCGGCUUCUUCCACAAGACCGCCAAAGAAGGCACGACUGUGUGAUGACGCGACCGAUGAAGAAGGCGCCAGCGCAACCCCGGAAAAGAGCAAGUUCUUUUCAGCCACGCAGCAAAGGAAACCUGCGAAGAAGAAAGAGACGGCGCAGAUGUUGAUGUCGGAUGAUUCGGUCGAAGAGGCCUUCCGAAGCCUCCCUGAUUUCGACUCGUGGCGUUCUGAGAAGCCCGUCAAGCCAUCCGAUGAGAUCGCCAUAUUCGAUGAGGGCUCCCCUGAGAAGAAGAGCGAGGUGGUCCUUCCGGCUGCACCUUUGGCUGAGAGCGACAAUGUCGAGGACCAGGUGGAAGUGCCUGCUUCGUCUCCCCUUCAACACGGACCAGCUGAGGAGUCGCAGAGUCAAGGCCCCACAGCCAUGACGCCGCUCGGGGAGCUCCUGAAGGGUUUCUCGUACGAGACGGCACGGCCUCGCACCCGAGUCGUCCACGGUCUGCCCACGCCGGCAUCCAGCGUACACCCGACAGCGACACCCAAGAAUGUCCAUCCACCGACCACUCAAACUCCCUUGUUGACGCCCCUGCAGCGCAUUGGAGCCCGGGCGUUGCACCGCACAACGUCUGGCCCGACACCGACGAGGCCACGGACACCCGUGUCCGGGCUCAAGCCAAAACAACUCUCUGUGCCGUCUGUGGAUCCGGCAUCCAUUCCGCUGCCAAAGGUGGAUAUGGAAGAACUUGAGGCGCUGAACAGGCCCUUGGGAAGCGAGGAUCAGAUCGUCCCUGAGAGUGACGGGGAGAAUGAGGAGAAUGAUGACGAGGACGAUGAGCCGAAACAGGCAUGCUCGGGCAUGCGACUUGAUUUGUCCAGGUUCCUGUACUCAUGACAUAUUUGUCGUGGACCGAUUGAGGUAGGCGCUGGCAUGGGCGAGGGCAGCAGCAAGUGCAUAGCGCUGGCGUUUGGGGCCGGU
This is a messenger RNA of Thermothielavioides terrestris NRRL 8126, 2762 nucleotides long. RefSeq lists its product as uncharacterized. The record is from RefSeq and is a predicted model, not a curated record. The coding region runs from base 396 to 2678 and encodes 760 amino acids. NCBI's taxonomy places the organism in Eukaryota, Fungi, Ascomycota, Sordariomycetes, Sordariales, Chaetomiaceae. Gene Ontology annotation, biological process: DNA double-strand break processing; DNA recombination; mismatch repair. The transcript has 3 exons. Gene Ontology annotation, cellular component: nucleus. Gene Ontology annotation, molecular function: DNA binding; metal ion binding; 5'-3' DNA exonuclease activity.